CCACCCCGCCGCUAGGGUUUUCCGGACUCCCUUAUAUCUCCGCCGGUUCCUCCCUGUCGGUUCACCCCCUCUCUGUCUCUAUUCUUCUCUCUCUCUCUCUCUCUCUCUCUAAGAUGUAUAUGUAUCUAUAGUCAGUGGAUGAGCCUCUACUAUUCUCUUUGCCUCUCUGACUCUCGAUUCUGCCUUCUUGGUUUCCCUUCUUUGCCUGGAAUCUGAUCUCUAUCUUUCCUUUCCGUGUUUCUUGGCAUUUUCUUGCUGAGAAAGUUGAGCUACGGCCUUGUGAUAUCUGUAGUUCUGAUCAGUAGGGAACCGGCGUUUUCAGUUGCUUCAGCCGCAAUUUCACCUGGUUUUGCUUCAGAUCUUCGCGAUAGGCAGUUCAAAUGGUGGAUCUGAGCGAUAAAGGAUCAGAAUCGGAGGACAUGAACAGCAAAACCCCAGAUAGGGUUUCGUCGGAUGGAAGCCAGGUGAAGACCUGCGCUGAUUGUGGAACCACAAAGACUCCUCUCUGGAGGGGUGGUCCGGCCGGCCCCAAGUCCCUGUGCAAUGCUUGUGGGAUCAGAAGCAGGAAGAAGAGAAGGGCUCUUCUGGGUCUGAAUAAAGGCUCAACAGAGGACAAGAAAUUGAAGAAAACCAGCAGCAACACUCAGAGGAAUAGAACUAGUAUCAGUAGUAGCAACAACAGUAAAUUGGGGGAUUCCCUGAAGAGGAAGCUGUUGGCUCUUGGGGGAGAGAUGGCGUUGCAGAGACCGAAGAUGGAGAAGAUGAGGAGGAAGCUGGGUGAGGAAGAGCAAGCGGCUAUGUUGUUGAUGGCUCUCUCUUGUGGCUCUGUUUACGCUUAGGUUUUAGCAAAAAGAAGAAAAAAAAAAUGAAGUAAAAGGCAAGAUUGAGAAUGUUACUAACCUCUUUAUUGUAUCUCCCAGUAUGUUGCUAAGUGAAUUUUGGUUUUUUUCCUCUUCACUUGUGUCACAUUCCAUUUGUCUUAGGUUGUCUACUGACUGUGCUCUUGAGAGAAGUGGAGAGUUGAAGAAAUGAAGAGAAAAUGUAAGAAUGGGAAAUCAAAUGAAACUCCCUUCCUAUUUUGGCUAAAAAAUAGUUUCUACCUUUUGCUGUUC
Messenger RNA from Diospyros lotus (date-plum), 1112 nucleotides. Its product is annotated as GATA transcription factor 16-like. The record is from RefSeq and is a predicted model, not a curated record. Gene Ontology annotation, biological process: regulation of DNA-templated transcription. The transcript has 3 exons. Gene Ontology annotation, molecular function: zinc ion binding; sequence-specific DNA binding. Lineage: Eukaryota; Viridiplantae; Streptophyta; Magnoliopsida; Ericales; Ebenaceae. Bases 381 to 839 code for a protein of 152 amino acids.